ACAUUUACCUGAACGAGUUAAUGUUAUUGUAGUAACCAAACUUGUGGCAGGCGUUGAGCUCCUGCGUCAGAGUUUACGCACCAUGCGCCCCGUGUGACUGGGAGCGCUGUGAUUUCGCAUCUCUGUGCGCGCAGAGAUGUUGCAUACUGAGACAGUGCCUGAAUGAAGACGCCGUACACUCACUUUGGAGUCAUACUGUCGCACUGACUCGGACGUUAGAGCCCAUCCUGCACACGACUGAAGAUUUAAGAAAAAGAGCACAACUUGCUUUCCCUGCUUCCUCCUGAUCUCCCUCAGUCAACCCAGGCUCUCCGCUUGCCUCCACCAGCCUCAACCUGAAGGAGCUCCCACGUUGCAGCCAUGCCAAAGAACACCAAGGUGACCCAGCGGGAGCACAGCAAUGAGCCAGUCACUGAGUCGGUGGCUGACCUGCUGUCCCUGGAGCACCCCAUGGACUAUAAGAGCAGUCAGAUGAGUAUGGGUCUGAGUCCUGGCUCUACUGCUCCAGUAAAGGCCCUGCUACCCUCCCCUGACCCAGAUGCUGAGGACGGCCGACCGGCCUGGAACAACAAGCUUGAGUACAUCCUGGCCCAAGUGGGCUUCUCCGUGGGCCUGGGUAACGUCUGGAGGUUUCCCUACCUGUGCCAGAAGAACGGCGGAGGUGCAUACCUGGUGCCCUACUUUAUUCUCCUCAUCCUCAUCGGCAUCCCCUUGUUCUUCUUGGAGCUGGCGGUGGGUCAGAGGAUCAGGCGUGGCAGUAUCGGGGUGUGGAACUAUGUUUACCCACAGCUGGGAGGCAUCGGGGUUUCCAGUCUCAUGGUUUGCGGUUUUGUGGGCCUCUAUUAUAAUGUGAUUAUCGGCUGGAGCAUCUUCUAUUUCUUCCAGUCGUUCCAGUAUCCACUGCCAUGGGCUGAAUGCCCCAUCGAGAGAAAUGGAACCCAAGCCAGUGAGUGUGCAACACAAUUCACCGCACAACACAUCUGA
Micropterus dolomieu (smallmouth bass) is the source of this 984-nucleotide messenger RNA. Its product is annotated as sodium-dependent neutral amino acid transporter SLC6A17-like. Gene Ontology annotation, cellular component: synaptic vesicle; membrane. The coding region runs from base 361 to 984 and encodes 207 amino acids. The record is from RefSeq and is a predicted model, not a curated record. Lineage: Eukaryota; Metazoa; Chordata; Actinopteri; Centrarchiformes; Centrarchidae. The transcript is spliced from 4 exons. Gene Ontology annotation, biological process: alanine transport; glycine transport; L-leucine transport.